Molecule: messenger RNA, 1938 nt
Organism: Manduca sexta (tobacco hornworm)
Lineage: Eukaryota; Metazoa; Arthropoda; Insecta; Lepidoptera; Sphingidae
Product: sodium-dependent serotonin transporter
Exons: 11
Coding region: 90-1700 (536 amino acids)
Biological process (GO): sodium ion transmembrane transport
Cellular component (GO): membrane
Source: RefSeq, a predicted model, not a curated record
ACUUAACAUCCUUCAGAAAUCCUUCAAUUUUGACGAUUGAGUGUAGAUCAGAUAUAUUUUGAAUAUUUUUUUAUUGUAUCUUUAUAAAAAUGAGCGAAAGCGGAUCUUCUCGAACGAAAACAGUUUCUGAAACUGUUGAUUCAGAAUCUACAGAUGGCUUAUUGAUACCCGAUCGCUGGACGAACAACAUAAGCUACCGACAACUUGUUAUGUCCUCCUGUAUAGGAAUCGUACAAUUAUGGUGGCAUCCAUAUUUACAUGAUCUACGGAAGCUUCUUCCCUUUCUGUUUUUGUAUAACGUGUUUAGUUUACUAUUCGGAUAUCCACUGUUUUACUUGGAGCUGGCACUUGGUGUUGUCACGAAGAAAGGUGUUUUGAACUGCUGGGACUUAGCACCGGUGGCGCGAGGUAUAGGUUUCGCGAUGUUAGUGUCUUGUUUGUUCACGGCUCUCGCCGUGGGAGCUGUGGCUGCCUGGAGCCUGGCGCUGCUGGUCCACAGCUUCCAUUCAUUCCUUCCAUGGCUACACUGCGCGGCUAGUGCGCGGCCGGCGUGCGCGGCAAGACAUCGGCCCCUAUCUGCGGGCAGUGAGACUCCUGCGCAUUCUUUUUUCUUCAAUUUUGUUUUGAAUCUCAAAAGAGAAGGUUUAGAUGGUGGACUCGGGAAUAUAGCGUGGGAACUCACGUGGUACUAUGUGAUCUGCUGGGUCUUGAUAUAUUUUAUUGCUGUGAAAAGAAUAUACAGUUAUUCGAAGUUAGUCCUUUUCAAAGACGUGUUGGCAUAUUUUGUUUUGAUAUGUAGUGCAUUUGGUGCUGCUCGGCUUGGUGGAGCUGGUCGCAUGUUUCAAGAAUGCGACUGGACAGUCUUACUAGAUGGGUUAGAGAUAUGGAGAAAAGCUAUCGAAUACUCACUAAUUCAGAUGUCAGUGUCUCACGGCACGUUAGUAAUGCUCGGAUCGUAUUCUCCUAAAGGACAACAUAAGUUGGGAACUACGGCCAUGUUGGCAUUCGCUGUGUCGAAACUCAGCUGCAUGACAACUGCUUUGGUUCUUGGAGCGGCCCACGGUGCUUUGAUCAAGGAUUAUGACAGUGAAACUAAUAUUUGGAACGGCACUUCAUCUGCAAUGAUUUUAUGGUCCGAUUAUGUGGCCAGAAUACCUGGUAGUCAAUUUUGGUCAGGUCUUGUUUUCUUUACGUUGUUCGUGCUGUCUUUAUCGUCGACGGCUCUACUGGUUCAAACAAUGAUGUCUGCAUUCACCGGAAAAUCAAUCAGAAAGAUUUCGUGGGCAUUUCUGGUGCUAAUUUGUGUGUUGUUUUGUUUCCUCGGCAUUAUUACGUUAUGUACACAGGGAGGAUUAUAUAUUAUGAAUUUUUUGAUGGAUUGGCCAGUGACUAUGCCUCGCGUGCCUAUAGCGGCCAUGGUUGCUAUAAUAGUCACCUACGUGUAUGGCCAAACUACGUUCUGCGAAGACGUGUUCUUCGCGGUGGGGGAAUACCCUGGAGUGUUUUUGAGGGUUUGCUGGGCGCUGUCACCUGGUUUGCUAUUGGGAAUUUUCGCUACCGGGAUCGGAUCAUGGUCCUUUGAGGUGGUGGCUGGCUGGAUGAUGGUUGUUUUAACUCUGAUUCCAAUUGGAGUUGUUAUAAUAUUCUACUUGUUUUUCAAGUGUAGGAUCAGAGUAAGUGACGCGUUUUGUGGGACUUAGCCGUACUCAAGAUACCUUACUACAUCGUUAAACCUAACAUUUGCGAAUGACAUAUCUUAGCGAUAGACUUUUCAUUACGAUAUGUUAUUGCUUUUGUUUUAUUAGCGAUAACGAUUGUAGGAAGAUAUGGCAAGAGCCGCUGGUAUUUACUAUAAGUAUACAUUUUAUUUUCAGAACAUGGUCCAGAAUGAAAAGUAAUCGUAGAAGUUAUUUUGAUAAUACAGUUUUCAUGUUUCAA